Molecule: messenger RNA, 3402 nt
Organism: Lolium perenne
Lineage: Eukaryota; Viridiplantae; Streptophyta; Magnoliopsida; Poales; Poaceae
Biological process (GO): protein phosphorylation
Molecular function (GO): protein kinase activity; protein binding; ATP binding
Source: RefSeq, a predicted model, not a curated record
GCAGAGAUGUAACUAUUUAAGGUGCUGCCAUUCGCUCUCAAGGAGGCACAGCACCAUAGCCAGUUCCGAGCCUAGCCAUGGAGCCACCCUCGUCUUCCCAUGUGCUAGCCUCUCUUGCCAUACUGAUAACGAUGGCCACCUCCGUAGCACUUGUCUCGGCCGCGGCGGUGCCCCCAUCGCUAGAUAAUCAAGCAGAAGCACUCCUUGCCUGGAAAGCCACCCUCAGCAACCAAAGCCAAGUUUCCCUGCAAUCCUGGGGAAACAUGUCGUCAGCGCCUUGUACUUGGCGUGGCAUCCGGUGCGCAACACCACGACACCGGCGUCGGUACCAACCGAUCAUCACCAGCAUCUCUCUAUGGGGGAUGCGGCUGAGCGGGACGCUGGAGUCCAUCGACUUCUCAGCCUUGAGUACCUUAACGACUCUCGACCUCUCACACAACCAGCUUGCUGGGAGCAUUCCUUCGAGUAUGGCGCAUCUUCAAGACCUCCAUGCUCUGCUUCUGCAUGGCAAUCAGAUAAGAGGCUCAAUUCCACCCGCUUUAGCAAACCUCACAAAACUCUCAACUCUGCGUCUCUCCAAUAAUAAGCUUGUAGGAUCAGUUCCUCCAGAAAUUGGAAAAUUAGCUUGGCUGAAAGAGCUCAACCUUAGUGUAAACCAACUACAAGGUUAUAUUCCAACUAGUAUAGGAAACUUAACACAGCUAACUAGUCUGCAUCUUCAUACUAACAAGCUCAUUGGGUCCAUCCCUCAAGAGAUAAGUAAUUUGGUUAACCUGGAGGAUUUGCAACUCGGACUGAACCAACUUGCAGGUUCCAUACCAACAAACUUGGGAAAUUUGACUAGACUCACCACCUUGUAUCUCUGGGGUAACAACUUGUCUGGCCACAUUCCUCAAGAACUAGGUCGUUUGACAAACUUAGAGGAGUUGGAACUCUCUCAAAACAUACUCACAGGUCCUAUCUCAAACAGCCUAGGGAAUUUGACUGAACUCAAUGUGUUAUUCCUUAAUGACAACCAACUUUCUGGAUGUAUCCCUCAAGAAUUAGGUUACUUGGUCAAAUUAGAUGGCUUGUAUCUUCAAAUCAACACACUAACAGGUCCCAUACCGAACAGUCUAGGAAAUUUAACCAAACUCGCUGAAUUGUACCUUCAUAGUAACCAACUUUCUCACGAUAUUCCUUACGAAAUUGUCAAAUUAAAGAGCUUAGUUCACUUGGAGCUCGGUUUUAACAACCUCUCUGGUGCCUUGCCACCCGGUCUUUGUGCGGAGGGGCAGCUACAAUACUUCAACGCUAACAACAACAGUUUGGUUGGACCCUUACCCGCAAGCUUGCUGAAGUGCACUGGCCUAGUAAGGGUUCGCCUCGAGGGAAAUCGUCUUGAAGGUGAUAUCUCCAGGAUGGGAGUUCAUCCAAAUCUUGUCUAUAUUGAUAUCAGUUCAAAUAGACUAUUCGGCCAACUUUCCAAACGUUGGUGUGCAUGCUUCAAACUUACCAUGUUGCGUGCCUCAGAGAAUAGUAUUACUGGAGUCAUACCACCAUGCAUUGGAGAAUUGCCUCAGCUGGGGAUACUCGAUGUUUCGUCAAAUCAACUUGAAGGAAAGAUCCCACCAGGAAUCGGCAAUAUAACAGUUAUGUUCAAUUUAAACCUCAGUAACAACCUGUUACAGGGAACUAUACCACAAGAGAUUGGAUCCUUAAAAAACUUGGAGUACUUGGAUUUAUCAUCGAACAACCUAACUGGGCCAAUAAGAGGAUCCAUUGAGCAUUGUUCCAAGCUUCGACUCAUGAAGUUGAGCCAUAAUCACCUCAAUGGAAUCAUUCCUAUAGAACUAGGGAUGCUAAUAUACCUUCAAGAUGUUUUGGAUCUAAGUGAUAAUUCAUUUGAUGACAUAAUACCAAGUCAGUUGGAUGGUCUCAUCAUGCUCGAAGCCUUGAAUCUUUCGCAUAAUUUAUUGAAUGGGAGUAUCCCCCCAUCAUUUGAGAGCAUGGCCAGCCUCUUAUCCAUGGAUGUGUCAUACAACAAACUUGAAGGACCGGUGCCGGAAAGCAGAUUCUUUGAAGAAGCUCCAAUUCAAUGGUUCAUGCACAAUAACCAACUAUGUGGUAUAGUGAAAGGUUUACCCUCUUGUGAAAUUACUCCAAGUCAUGGAAAAACAAAGACGUCCAGAGUUGUUUUACUAGCUAUAAUUCCUGCAGUUGUAUCUUUUGUGCUUAUCAUGGCAGUAAUAACAAUAUUGCAUUGUAAGAGCAAGAAAUCUAGUGCAAGAAGUGAUAAUGAACCGCAACAGAGACGUUUGUUUGAAAUCUGGAACUUUUACGGACAAGAUGUGUACAAGAAAAUUGUUGAUGCCACAGAAAACUUCAGCACCACCCACUGCAUUGGAAAUGGAGGUAGUGGGUCCGUCUAUAGAGCUCAGUUACCAACAGGGGAGAUAUUUGCAGUAAAAAAGAUUCAUAUGAUGGAAGAUGAUGAGAUAUUUACUCGUGAAAUAGAUGCAUUGAUGCAUAUUCGACAUCGCAACAUUACGAAGUUAUUUGGCUACUGUUCUGCUCCUCAGGGGAGAUUUCUUGUGUAUGAAUACAUGGAUAGAGGAAGCUUAGCAGCAUCUUUGAAGAGCAAUGAAACUGCAAUUGAAUUGGUUUGGGCGAAGAGGUUAAAUAUUAUUAGGGAUGUUGCUCAUGCUUUAUCUUACAUGCAUCAUGGUUGCUUUGCACCCAUAGUGCACCGAGAUAUAAAAAGCAGCAACAUUUUGCUUGAUGUUGAAUUCAGGGCCUGCAUCUCUGAUUUUGGUAUUGCCAAAAUACUAGACGCGGAUGCAUCAAACUGCACAAGGCUCGCCGGAACAAAAGGAUAUCUUGCCCCAGAGCUCGCAUAUGCAUCAAGGGUGACAGAGAAAUGCGACGUCUAUAGCUUUGGAGUGCUGGCUCUAGAGUUGAUUAUGGGACAUCAUCCAGGAGAUUUUCUUUCAUCCAUGGCCAACAAAAGCACGCCACUCCAGGAUUUUCUGGACAUCCGGCUCCCGCUCCCUGAAUCUGAGAUCGUGAGUGAAAUAUUUAAAGUGAUAGCAGUUGCUGUUCGGUGCAUAGAACCUGAUCCAUCACACCGUCCAACGAUGCAGCAAGUAAUCAAGGUGUUCAUUACAACUGAAGGACCUGAUGAUCAUCUUGAUUAUCUGCACACCGGCAUUGUUAUCCCUGCCUGCUGGUCGUAAAUGUUCAUCAGACUCUUUGUAACGCAUCACCCUUAUGGUAGUUUUUGUUUUCUGUAUUACCCUCUUGUCACUUGCUAAUCGUUCAUACCAUUCAUAGCUGGCUAGCUAUUAGCUACUACAUCUAGAUAUUUGUAUAACAGAAGCUCUGCUAUUUCUUUCGAACUUUAAUAAAUGUCCAUUUGCAUCA